This is a messenger RNA of Morus notabilis, 1729 nucleotides long. RefSeq names its product geraniol 8-hydroxylase. The transcript has 2 exons. Gene Ontology annotation, molecular function: oxidoreductase activity, acting on paired donors, with incorporation or reduction of molecular oxygen; iron ion binding; monooxygenase activity. The coding region runs from base 116 to 1729 and encodes 537 amino acids. The record is from RefSeq and is a predicted model, not a curated record. NCBI's taxonomy places the organism in Eukaryota, Viridiplantae, Streptophyta, Magnoliopsida, Rosales, Moraceae.
GUAACGCUACGAUGUGAACUGAGUUCCUUUAAAAAGUUCCAAUCUUGCUCCACUUUCUCAGAGCUCAGACCAGACCAGACCCAAAUUCAAUCCUUCCCAUUCCCAAGAACCCACCAUGGAACUGAAAACAACUCCAACGUCCGUACAAGAUCUCAUAAGCACCGUCGUAUCAUCGUUGAAACAAAACGACACCUUCACUCCCAUGUUUUACACUCUCUCCGCUCGCCUCCUCCUCUCCCUCUUUCUCCUGUUCAAGCUCCUCCUCGCCGCCUCCCGAUCCCGCCACGUCCGCCUGCCUCCAGGCCCACGGGCCCUUCCCCUGCUGGGAAACCUCCUUGAUCUGGACCCGGAGCUCCACUCCCACUUCGACGCCCUGGCCCAAACCCACGGCCCAAUAUUCAAGCUCCAUCUCGGCAACAAGCUCGGCAUUGUAAUCACCUCGCCCGCCUUGGCCCGCGAGGUUUUGAAAGAAAACGACGUCGUUUUUGCCAACCGUGACGUCCCUGUGGCGGGUCGGGUCGCCACCCAGGGCGGCCACGACGUCGUUUGGACGCCUUACGGCCCCGAAUGGCGGAUGCUGAGGAAGGUCUGCGUCCUCAAGAUGCUCAGCAACACCACCUUGGAUUCCGUCUACGGUCUCCGGCGACGGGAGGUACGGAAAACCGUCGGAUACUUCUACAGUCGGGUCGGGUCGGAGGUCAACGUGGGCGAGCAGAUGUUUUUGACGAUUCUCAACGUGAUCACGAGCAUGCUUUGGGGUGGGACCGUGGACGGGGCCCAGGAGAGGGAAAGUUUGGGGACUGAGUUUCGGCAGGCCGUUUCGGAGAUGACGGAUCUGUUGGGGAAGCCCAAUCUGUCGGACUUUUAUCCGGGGCUGGCUCGGUUUGACUUGCAGGGGGUAAGGAGGCAGAUGAUUGGGCUGACCCAGAGAUUUAAUGGGAUUUUUGAUAAGAUGAUUGGUCAACGGAGUUUGAAGAUGGAGAAGGAGAGAGAAGAUGGAGGAGAGUCAAAGAGUAAGGACUUUUUGCAGUUUUUGUUGGAGUUGAAAGAUGAGGAGAAUUCGAAUACACCUUUUACUAUGGUCCACGUCAAGGCCUUGUUGAUGGAUAUGGUCAUAGGUGGAAGUGAUACAUCCUCAAAUGCAAUCGAGUUUUCCAUGGCUGAAAUUAUGAACCAACCCGAGAUCAUGAACAAGGCACAACAAGAACUAGAAACCGUUGUCGGCAAAGACAACAUAGUAGAAGAGUCCCACAUUCACAAACUCCCUUACUUACAAGCCGUGAUGAAGGAAACUCUGAGGCUGCACCCAGUCCUGCCCAUGUUAGUCCCUCACUGCCCUAGUGAAACUUGCACCGUUGGGGGCUACACCGUCCCGAAGGGCUCUCGGGUUUUCAUCAACGUUUGGGCUACACAAAGAGACCCUUCCAUUUGGGAAAACCCUUUGAAGUUUGAUCCAGAGAGAUUCUAUAACAACACCAAGUGGGACUUUAGUGGAAGCGACUUUGAAUAUUUCCCAUUUGGAUCCGGCAGAAGAAUUUGUGCCGGAAUUGCUAUGGCUGAGAGGAUGGUCUUAUACUCUCUUGCUACGUUUUUACAUUCUUUUGAUUGGAAAUUGCCUCGUGGAGAGAAGAUGGAUCUUUCCGAGAAAUUCGGGGUUGUGCUGAAAAAGAAGAUUCCUCUCGUUGCUAUUCUUACUCCAAGGUUGUCCGAUCCAACACUUUAUGAGUAG